Messenger RNA from Exserohilum turcica Et28A, 792 nucleotides. RefSeq lists its product as uncharacterized. The record is from RefSeq and is a predicted model, not a curated record. Lineage: Eukaryota; Fungi; Ascomycota; Dothideomycetes; Pleosporales; Pleosporaceae. The coding region runs from base 1 to 393 and encodes 130 amino acids. The transcript has a single exon.
AUGGUGGCGGCUGAGCAGACGGCGGUGCUUUGCGGGACGCGGAAAAAUGCGAGCAGACGGGCCAAUUCAUAUCAUUCACCGCCGCUGAGUCGGCACGGCAGCAACACGGAGCUGGUGUGUACAUGUAGAGCCCAGGGCAGAGGUGAAGACGGCUGUGAAGGCGACAUGGUGCCGCUGGUCGACGAUGCUGGAAGCGGAGAUGUACAGGGGAGCCAGACCCAACGGCCAGGUAGCUCCAGCCUUACCAAGACGCCCCAUGUGGACGCGCAAGCCCUCGUGCUGCGCCGUGCAGACGGGCUCGAUCUGCUGCCGGUACGCUCGAUACGCGCAUCGUAUGGUGGAGAGUGGCAGUCAAGGACAGAUUGGGCCAUGGUGUCGUAUGCCAAGCCCUAGGCCCUGGUCACCCCACACAAGCUAGAUCGACUGACACAUGCACAACCUCGACUUGCACAUUCACCCUCGCCUGCUCACAUACCGGCCUUUUGCAGUCCAUCCGCCCUGGCUGACCCGUCUCCUCCAGCGCCCGGCCUCGCCCGGUACCGGAGCAGUCCUUGGAGAAUGGCACGGCUGGGCUGCCGCCGUGAGAUGAAAAGAUGACGAGAAAGAGAAGGCCUUGGAUGGGAUGCGCCGUGCAGUCUUAACAAUGCUCGACAGCCCAUGCAGAACAAUCCGGGGAUACUAGACGCUUCGAACCGCCGCCAUGCUCAAAGUAUGCUGUCUCAACGUGUCAUGGUUCCACUUGGGUGCUGACUCGGCACCCAAAUCAUGAUAUCACUGGUGCUUGCCGAGCGG